Adineta ricciae is the source of this 1869-nucleotide messenger RNA. NCBI's taxonomy places the organism in Eukaryota, Metazoa, Rotifera, Eurotatoria, Adinetida, Adinetidae. The record is from the annotation of a GenBank genome assembly.
AUGUCCACGAUGAAUAUCAAUCUUGUUGAUCUACCAACUGAACUAUUUCACAGUAUUCUCGAUCGACUCGAUGCAAUGACUAUUAUUUAUACCCUUCGUCCAGUAUGUAAAAGAACAUACAGUAUGAUAAAGUCUUAUAAUAGAUUUCAACUGAUUUUCUCGUCGUUUUAUUGGAGCGAUCAGUUACUUAUCACCCAAAAAAUUCCAUUUGAAAACGUUAGUUCGAUCGUUUUCUCGGAUAGUGAUAUAUUUACAGAUUUUGGAAUCUAUCCAUUUUUCGAAAACUUCGACAUACGACGAUUUUCGCGUCUGAAGUCAUUGAGUUUUAAGGUCAGUGAGAGAUCGAGUGAAUUACGAAGCCAAGCUUUUCAAUCCAAUAUUCUGAUCAACAAAAUAAUACAACCAGUUCAUUCUACACUUCAGUAUUUAAAACUUCCGAAAUGCAAUUAUUUUCAAUAUCAUCUUAUUCUUCGUACCUUACCAAAUUUAAAGACAUUUAUCAUCGAUUCUUUUCAACUGGAAAACGCUAAUGAAACUAUUAAUUCAGUUCAAAAAUAUGAACAAUUAACGUCGUUAACUAUCUCUAAAUGCAAUCUGUUAAUGGAACAUUUUCGCCUUGUACUUAUCACAGUGCCAUCAUUAACCUAUCUGAAAUUGAUGUCUACCAGAUUAAUGUAUGGUCCUGUGUUUGAUGGUUCAUUCUGGGGAGAAUUUAUUCAAAUUCGUUUUCUGCAUCUGAAAACUUUUGAAUUUCAUUUUACUUAUCCUAUUCAAGAUAAUGCCAUUGUGCACAGUGUUAAUUCAAUUAUUGCCUCAUUUCGAACAUCAUUUUGGUUACAGGACAAACGAUGGUUUACUAUUUGCGAUCAUUUUAUCAAAUCAAAGCAGAUCGCGGUUUAUACUAAAUCAAUCUGCGUGAAUCAGGAUGGACCAUUGAUUAGAUGUGAAGCUGUGCCCGUAAGCAGUGUCUGUCGUUUAAUUGAAAAUCCGAACGAUAUUGAACAUAAGACUCCGAUGACGCUGAACUUUAGCAAAUGUCACAUUGAUGAACAAGUAAUCCAAGAUUUAGCGGAUGCAUUAUCCGAUGAUAUCACUAUCAAAACACUCGAUCUUCAAGACUCACGUUUUAAAACCGAUAUGCUGCAAAAGUUCACUGAUCUCUUGUCAAAGUGCACACAACUUACUACGCUUCACCUUGGAAAUAAUCAGCUUGGACCACUAGGCGUACAACAUUUUGCCACACUAUUACAAUCCAAUUUAACAAUCGAGACAAUUCAUGUUCCAUUCAACAGCAUCAGAAAUGACGGAAUACGAUACAUAAUUGAAGCAUUAGAAGACAAUAAAACACUCACUACAUUGAACCUUCAAUUUACUGAGAUUGAAGAUAGCGGAGUGGAAUACAUUGCGUCAAUGUUGAUGUGUAGUACGACACUUCAGUCGUUAAAUCUGAGUAAUAAUUAUUUUGGAGUAACUGCAACGCAAUACCUUUCUGAUGCAUUAAAGCAAAAUAACACACUAAUCACAUUGGAUCUAAGUGGAAAUAAUCUCGGUAUUAAAGGAGCAGAAUUCUUAGCUGAUGCGUUACCGUACACAACAACACUUAUCACAUUAAAUAUAUCGAAAACUCAAGUAUUAGACCAAGGAAGUCAAACCAUAGCAAUUGCAUUAUUAUCUAAUACAUCACUGAAAUCACUUGAUCUACGUGGAAAUUCUAUUGAGGAAUCUGGGGCACAAAAAUUUAUUAGUCUAUUACGACAAAAUAGGCGACUUAUUUCGUUGAAUCUUCAUGAGAACAGAAUCGAUCCAAUUACUGUACAAACGAUCGAUACAUUGCUUCUUUAUAACACUGAAAUGAUGCACUCAGAGUAA